AUGACUACCCGCUAUCGCGUUGAAUACGCCCUCAAGACUCACCGUCGAGACCAAUUGAUUGAAUGGAUUAAGGGCCUUCUGGCCGUUCCAUUUGUGCUACAUUCACAGCCCACCGCCGUCUACCAAGAGCACAGCAAAAAACUCACAGAGGUCGCACUCGACACUCACCAGCGCUACGCGGAAAUCUUCCGAGAUGUCGAGGGCCUUAUGGACGAUCACAUUGAACAUGAACUCAGCGGUGCUGCCGGAAAGUCGAAGCUGAAGCUCCUUGUUCCAACAGUCGGCUCGUUCUUCACCAGGGUAUACUUGAAGGACGCAUUCAAGUACCAAGAUCAACAACGUUUCAUCAGCAGACGGCGCUUCGUCGCUCCCUCAUUCAACGAUAUCCGCCUGAUUCUCAACUCCGCCCAGCUCCUUGGCUUGGUUCACGCCCGGGGCCUAGAACUUGUCACCUUCGAUGGAGAUGUAACUUUAUACGACGACGGAACUAACAUGACGCCCGAUAACGCCGCUAUCCCGCGCAUCAUCCGCCUUCUUCAGCAGGACAUCAAAGUCGGAAUCGUCACAGCCGCCGGCUACACAGAAGAAGCCAAAUACUACGAGCGCCUAAAGGGCCUUCUCGACGUCAUGCACGACUCCCAAGAUCUCACCGAUCAGCAACGCUCCGGCCUCAUCGUCAUGGGCGGCGAAAGCAACUAUCUCUUCCGAUACGACGCAUCCUCCCCACAUAAGCUCAUCUACGUCCCGCGCGAGAAGUGGAUGAUCGGCGAAAUGGCCACCUGGAAAGAAGAAGACAUCACAGAGCUUCUAAACAUCGCAGAGUCCUCCCUUCGCGCCUGCGUCGCGAACCUUAACCUCCCAGUAUCCGUCCUCCGCAAGGAUCGGGCAGUCGGCGUCUACCCGCAGAAUAAAGGCCGGCUGUCUCGCGAACAGCUAGAGGAAACUGUCCUCGUCGUCCAGAAUACAGUCGAACGGUCCCAGGUCGGAACUCGACUCCCGUUCUGUGCUUUCAAUGGUGGCAACGACGUGUUCGUUGAUAUCGGCGAUAAAUCAUGGGGUGUGCGUGCUUGCCAGCAGUAUUUUGGCGGCAUUGACCCCGCGCGCACUUUGCAUGUCGGUGAUCAGUUCUUAUCGGCCGGUGCCAAUGAUUUCAAGGCCCGUCUUGCUUCCACGACUGCGUGGAUCGCCAGCCCAGCUGAAACGGUACAACUUCUGGACGAGCUAGCUAGUAUCCAGAAAUCCCUACCAUGA
This is a messenger RNA of Aspergillus puulaauensis, 1251 nucleotides long. RefSeq names its product IMP 5'-nucleotidase ISN1 (gene isn1). The transcript has 8 exons. The record is from RefSeq and is a predicted model, not a curated record. NCBI's taxonomy places the organism in Eukaryota, Fungi, Ascomycota, Eurotiomycetes, Eurotiales, Aspergillaceae. Gene Ontology annotation, molecular function: magnesium ion binding. Bases 1 to 1251 code for a protein of 416 amino acids. Gene Ontology annotation, biological process: inosine salvage; nicotinamide riboside biosynthetic process; nucleotide metabolic process.